AUGGCGCCCGGAGGCCCAUCGCAGUCCGGGGUUAUCAGCGGCCGGGUGACCAAGUCAGUGCCGUCAACUCCAGGAAAGCCAAAACCAUCACAGAGUAGCAAUACUGGCAACACUGGCACCGGGAGAUCUGGGAAAACUCCCAAGUGGAAAUAUGGUUUCUGUCCGAAAUGCCGCUUCGGCCAUCUCGUGAGGAAGCAGAUCAACCCGGACCAUCCCAACCAGGACAUUGCCGGGAAGUAUCGACUCAGCUGCAGCGACAGAGAGAGAACGGGUUGCAAGCAUUACGAGAUCCGGAACACAGACCCAAUGCUUACAGCUCCACCAACUCCCUCAAACAAGCCCAUCUGCCCUCAGUGCACAAUGGGUCGACUCGUCAAGAAGUGCUUGAAUCCCUUCAACUUCAAGGAACAAUGGAUGGAAUGCGACAGAAAAAACGCACCGGAACGGCCGUGCGACUACCGACAAGACGUGCACGGCAAAGCACUUGAGAAUACGGGGGUGGUACCCGGAACACAACCCAUGGGACGCCCCUCUGACCACCGUACAGAUGGGAGGAAGCUGGACAAAGGGAAAGCGCCGGAACGGCCAGGCCCAGCGAAUACAGCAAAUCCAGGAACACGGGGUCCAGAACCCGAGGCUGGACCAUCUCGAGCUGCAGAAAGGGUUAUAGACCUUACUGAAGAUGGAGAGUUUACGCCCGAAAGAACACCUUCACCAGUGCCUGCCGCUCUUACUGUCAGCGCCGCCACGGCCGUCGAGUCCAAUGACUCUGCCUCUGGCCCUGGGAAAGGCACGAAGUCCAGGCUCGUCGAGACGGCCGCAGAUAUUCUUUCUUCCCAAACCGUCAUCGAUCUGGUCUCGGAUAUGUCGUCGCAGGCGUCUGACAUGACGGGGCCAGGGGAAGGUUCAUCCAAACAGGCGGAAACUCUUGCAGAGCCUCACAAGCAGCCGGCUGGCAAAAAAGCUGACGCAUAUCUGGACGAAUUCGACUCUUCCGAUGAUGAAGAGCUUGCCCACUUGACCGAUUACAUCUACACUUCUGCACGAAAACCAACGCCGCAACUAGGUGUAAAGACAGAAGCUCCCAGCAGCCCUAUAGCGAAGAUUGAGAGGGAUGAUUAA
Neurospora tetraspora is the source of this 1122-nucleotide messenger RNA. RefSeq lists its product as uncharacterized. NCBI's taxonomy places the organism in Eukaryota, Fungi, Ascomycota, Sordariomycetes, Sordariales, Sordariaceae. The transcript is spliced from 2 exons. The record is from RefSeq and is a predicted model, not a curated record. The coding region runs from base 1 to 1122 and encodes 373 amino acids.